Suillus plorans is the source of this 352-nucleotide messenger RNA. RefSeq lists its product as uncharacterized. The coding region runs from base 1 to 351 and encodes 116 amino acids. The transcript is spliced from 2 exons. The record is from RefSeq and is a predicted model, not a curated record. NCBI's taxonomy places the organism in Eukaryota, Fungi, Basidiomycota, Agaricomycetes, Boletales, Suillaceae.
AUGGACUCACAGGAGCGCAGCACCACUCAAGAAGAGCGUCUCAUCUUCACCUGCCCUCACAUCUUCACCCGCCCUCGCACAUACCCUACCUUUGCCAGCAAUGCAUUGAUGCUUUCAAGUUCUGAGCAGACACCUAUGAAGUCUCUGGUUGUUCCUCUUACAGCAGGUCCUGAUUUGGGGUGGCACAACAACGCACACCUAGAUAUCCGAUGUCUUAACAGAACGAGCGCUAUGGUGCCCAAUGCCAGACACCCUUUCAAUGGAAUGGAUGUAGAUCUAGAUUUCUCCUCGCCGUCCACACCUUCUGCUGCAACCCCCACAGUGUCUUUUGCACUCUCGCAAGCUGCUUAGG